ACACGAAGCUCGAUAGGUGACUCUGGGGGUCUUACUCGAUCAUCGUGUUCCGAUGAAGCGCGUCAUACGACUGCCUGUGUAAUUUUGUUAUUAGUAUUAGUAUAGAAACAGCGUCAGACAGUUCUAGAAAUCCUAAUUUUAAAUGACUGCACUAUUGCUCAUAUUAUUUAAAAUUUUAUCUAGUUAUUUUUUAAGACACACUUCAAGCUCUGAGGACCAGUUUCCAUCUUGUAGCUGCGCAAGAUCUAGGUCCAACAAUCAAUCGUUGUGAAGCAUGCCUAUUGCGGGACACACAAUAACUAAUCACUGUAAUACUAACGGUAGCCGAGUGGUAAAUAGUGGUACUACUAAUACUACAAAUGAAGUUGUUUGUGAUACUGUGAUAAACAUGUGUACCGACAAUGAAAAAAUUGUAUCUGGAGUAAAUCUGGUAGAAAAACGAAGUUUGUCGAAAAGUUUUUCAUGCACGUCUGAAGUCAGGCAGCUGAACCUUGGAGCGGUAAUUUUGGACGAAAACUUGAGUAGUAUAUCAGCUUCACAACUUCGUCGUGUGAUGUGCACCCAGAUCCCAUCUCUUCCCGCAUCUUUUGGGUUUUACACCAGAGAAGGAUGGCCAUUGAGAAGAGAUCAAGAACGAGUUGUAAAAGUUAGCCACCUUAUUAAUGAAAGAAGUUUGAUAUUAAUCUAUCGACAUUUUG
Limulus polyphemus (Atlantic horseshoe crab) is the source of this 698-nucleotide messenger RNA. RefSeq lists its product as uncharacterized. The annotation marks the transcript as partial. NCBI's taxonomy places the organism in Eukaryota, Metazoa, Arthropoda, Merostomata, Xiphosura, Limulidae. The record is from RefSeq and is a predicted model, not a curated record. The transcript has 2 exons.